This is a messenger RNA of Cinara cedri, 7138 nucleotides long. Lineage: Eukaryota; Metazoa; Arthropoda; Insecta; Hemiptera; Aphididae. The record is from the annotation of a GenBank genome assembly.
UGUAUAUUUUUUAAUUUUUAUGUUGAGCCAAUUUUGAGAAUUGCAUUUAUUUAAUAUAGUCACUAAUAUCAUUUUUUUUUAGAUUUCUAUAAUAUGAAUGAAUUCCAUUUUAAUACAAAUACAAAUUGUAAGUAUGAAAUACUUGCUGAAAUAUCAUUUCAUAGUAAGACUUCCAAAAAACAGACCAUCAAACUACUAUGUAGCCGUAUUUUAGCCCGGCAUCGUCCUAAGUAAUUUUAAAUAAUUAAUUUGAACAAAUUUUUCUUUUAUAAUGAUUAUUUUUUAAUUUUCAGAGAAAACGAAUACGAAUAUUUUGAUGACAAUGAUAUUACUCAAGAAAAUAGUAAUCUAAUAAAAGAGCACACAGAGGAUGAUUAUAAAGUUAAACCAAAAUUAAAUAAUGCACUAAAGUAAUAUAUCCACAAUAUAUUAAGUAAAUUUAAUUUUUAAAAAUCAAACAUUUGGAUAUAUAAUAUAAAUACACCUAAAUAAUAUAAUUCUAAUUUGCAUUUAAAAUAGAUACACAAUAAAUUAAUUUUUAAAUGUUAAAAUGUAUAUUAAUACAGUCCAUUCAGGAUGUUAUAAAUAAUUAUUGGAAUGAUUGCAUAUAAAUAACUUGUAUUCAUAGGCAGAACUAGGCAUUUUCAUUAUAUUGAGCCACUUUUCCUGGUCAAUUCAGAUAUGUACUUAAAUGAGUGGAGAGAGUGGAAAAUUCAUUGAUACCAUUUUUUUUUUUUUAAUUUGUACAAACUUGUAUAUUUUUAUUUUGUAUUUAAAAUUAAAGUUAUAAUAUAAAAUGUAUAAAUUUUGUACCUAAAUUUCAAUUAAAUUUCCCUAUUUAAAGUCGAUAGUUAAACUUCUUUGAUUCAACAUUAUCUCUUAUGCCUUGCUAUUUUAUUUGUAUACCAUUUUGUUAUAUCUUUAAUAAUGUUUAAUUAUCUUUAAUUUAUUACUAACAUUCAAAUAACAAAAUAUGUAUUAUAUGUGAUAUAAUUAAUAGAUAUUAAUAUUUUAUAAAUCAAAAAAAUAUAAAAUAUUUAUAAAACUAAAUGACUCCCAUAUGGAACAAAAUUAUUUUUUAAGUUCUUCAAUUACUUCAUUAAUAUUGAUAUUUUUUGUAAUGGUUUACUCAGUAUAUGGAAGCAUCAAAUUACCUGUGGUAUAAAAUUUAGUUUUGUAAUGUGUACCUGUAAGCUUUAAAAAUACCUACUCUUUCACAUAAAGCACUAUAGAAAAUUCUAUUUAUAUUUUCCUAUUAUGUGAAAAUUGUCUCAAUAUCACUUUGCCUUAACACCCUUAAACUACAACUAAAUGAACAAUAUUUGUAAGUAAAUUUGCCACCGGCAUUUUUGUUCCUACAAGCCUUAAAAAGUCUUAUUUCGUGUUCAAAUUUAUCUUUAGUAACAAAAAAAAAAUGUCCAUUUAUAUAUUAUUUAUACUUUAUACAUUUAUACGGUGCUUGAUAAGCCUGGGCCAGGGCCCAGUUAGCCCAGGCUAUAGUUCCGCCUAUGCUUAUAUUUAUGAUUUAAAUAUGUUGGCAUUUAGAAAUCGCUUAAAAGUAAUUGUGUUAGAACAUUUUUUUUGAAACUUAUUUACAUAUUAAACAAAAUAUGAAUUAUUCUCAACAAAUUAUUUUUAGUGAGGAAGAUGGUAGUUCUAGCAUCCAAGAGCAGUUUACAAAUAUAAGUAUCAAUGAAUCAGAACUACACACUAAAUGGUAUGCAUAUUGGGAAAAAAAUGGGGAAAACUUUGUAAAUGAAACUUGGUUAAAACAAUAUGGAAAUUGUACAAUGGAUGAUCAUCCAAUGAGUUUAGAAGAAUUGUAUGAAAAACAUCGUGAACAGCAAUAUCAUAUAUUGUACUGGAAAUUUGUAAAUGAGUUGGAUACUGUUACUAUAGAAACUGAAGAACAUACAUCUGAGAGUUGGUAAGUAUUUAAUAUUUAUAAAUUGUAUCAUGUGAUAUUAGGUGUAAGAGUCGAUGUUAUUACAAAACUAAAUUAAUUUUUUUAUAUUUUCAAUAUUAUAUUGUUUAUUUUUAUAUACAGCAUUGAUGUUCAGUGUGACUCAAGUUUUAGUGAAGAAUUUGAUAAUUUUGAUAAUGUUUCAAAUUUUGAUUUUCUUUACAAGUAUAGGUAAGGAAAUUUAUUGCAUUAAAUCAUUCAAAAUAAAUAUUGUUUUUAUGCAUAAUAUUGUUGUUUAAACAUAUAUUCCGAGUGAUCCAUUUGAGUGGGUACACAUCUCGGAAAGUAUUAACUAUUUUCGGAAUUAAUUUUCUAGAACAUUUAAGGAACAAGCAGCUCUAUAAUUUUAUAUUUAUGUUAUUUUUUUUCACCCUUAUUUUUGGGUGGUAAAACUGUUUUAUAAUUUUGAUUUUCUAAUGGUAACCUAUAUUAAAAAUUCCAUAAAUAGAUGGAAUAUUAGAUAAAAUAAAUUUGAGUGCUGAAAUUUUCGAUUUCUGUACAAACUGUAGACGAGAUAUUCCACUUUUAAGUUUGGGUUGGAGAAGAGUAGUGGUAUAUUAUUAACUCCCCCCCUCGCUGUACUGCCACACAAAUGAUAUUCCUGUUUUAUUGAACCUUGUAAUUUUAUGUCAACUAUAUUAUAUUAUAUAUUUUAAUAUGUUUUUCAGACUUUUUCAAGACAAAAACAUUUAUUUAACCAAAGCUUACUGGGCAUUAAGUAUAAUAGGUUAUAUUUAUAAUGAUCAAAAUGAGUUUAAGUCUGCUUAUGUUGAGUAUCUUAAAUCAAAUAUUAUAAAAUCUACUCGUCAUUUAAAUGUGUACAAAUAUCCAAAAGUAGUAAGUAUAUUUUUUAUGAUAUUUUUUUAAUUGUAUAUAUAUGUCAACUAAAUUAUUUGUUUCUAAGGUGGAAUCAAAAAAUGUUAACAGCGAGAUAAACACAAAAUCUUUAAAUACCAUUACAAAUUUAGAAAAACCAAAUAACUGUGAUGUCGAUGAACAGGUUUAAUAUAUUUUAAAUAUGCUUACUUUCUUUUAACAUGUCAUUUAAAAUGCAUUAAAUUGUUUAACUGCAUUUUAGUGCAAAUCAUCAGUUACUAAAAUGCCUUUAAAAAAAAAAAAAGUGCUAAAAAGUGAAAAAUGGAAACAAAGAAAAGAUGAACGUAUGAUCAAUGAAAUGGAAAAAUUUGGUUACACUUAUUUGAAAAAUAACCCAAAACUAUUAAAAUUUUGGAAGAAAAGACAUUUAUUAUUUUCUAAAUUUGAAGAAGGGAUAAAAUUAGAUGAAGGUAUUUUUUAUUAAAGUUGUGUGUGAGUUUAAAUUUAUAUAUGUGUGUAAUUAAUAACACUUAAAUGGUUUUAGAGAGUUGGUAUUCUGUCACUCCUGAAAUAAUUAGCAGUCAUAUAGCUGAACGUUGUAGUUGCUAUUUAAUUGUUGAUCCAUUUUGUGGAGCUGGAGGUAAUAUCAUUCAAUUUGCUAAAACGUGUGAGCUUGGUAUGUCUUAAAAUAACAGUGGUUAGUUAUUAAAUUUAUAUUUUAGUUUAUUUAAAUUAAUGUUUUGUUUUUAGUUAUAGCUAUUGAUAAUGAUCCAAAAAAAGUUGAAAUGGCCAGACAUAAUGCAGAAUUGUAUGGUGUUGCCGAUCGAAUUGAAUUCAUUAUUGGCGAUUACUUUGCUUUAGCACCAACUCUUAAAGCUGAUGUUGUAUUUUUGUCGCCACCAUGGGGUGGACUUGAUUUCAUGAACCUCGAAGAGUAUAAAUUUUCAGAUAUAAUGCCUAGUAAUGGUGGUGGAGAACAUAUGUUAUGUUUGGCUCGAAAAAUCACAUCAAAUAUUGCAAUACAUUUACCAAAAAAUACCAACAUUUUUGAUGUAUUAAACAUUUUUAUUACUAUACUUAUUUAUAACAUAAUAAUAUUAAUAGUGAUUUUUUUUUUUUUAUUAGUGUUUAAAAUUAGCUGAUGAUGGUUAUGUUGAAGUACAACAGAACAUGCUUAACUCAAGGUACAAUUCUUUAACAGUUUACUUUAGUGAACUCUAUGGAUUGUGUGAUGAAAACAUAUGAUAACUUUAUUGAGUAAUAAAUAAUAAUAUACUUAUACAUGAUUUACUAUGUAUAAUCAAUUUUUUUUUAUUAAUUAAAGUAUAUAAUUUAAUUUUAUGUUAUCUAGUAUGAGAAAUACUAAAUAUUAUAUAAUACAAAUUUAAAUUGCUAUAAUUUGGUCAAUUUUAGUGUUAUAAAAGUUUGAUUUAUUGUAUUAUUAAAAAUACAUAUAAAUAUUAUGGUAAACUGCUUUGAUGAUGAGUUCAUCGACACAUAAUUGUUCACAAUUAAUCUUAUAACAAAUUGCUCAGAUUCUAAUUUAUUUUUGUGCAUUUUAAAUACUACUGAUAUUCUAAAUAAGCUAGAUAUUAUGACUUUUAAAACUAGUCCAGGCACAGGCAUGAUUCCUAGUAUUGUUUUAAAUUAAAAAUAUGUUUUAACUGUUACUUCUUCCUUAAAUACUGAAAAAAGAUGCAAACCUGUGACAUAUUAAAGGUCUUGAAACCUGAUACACCACAAAUGUAAUAUUUACAAUCUUCCUCUUCAAUAUGUACAUGAUAAUUUUGAUCUAUUUGUAAUUUUUGAGUCUGAUCUACACUUGAUUUACACUUUUAUACAUAAUAGAUAAAUCAUUUUUAAUUUUAACAUUUAUUUCUGGAAAUUUUAAGAACUUAGCUAAUAAGAACGUUUUAGAACUAUAUUUAUUUCCUUAGUUAGAUUUAAAGUUAUUCAAUCUUGGAUACAAUAGAUACCUACAUUCUGUUGUUUUACUCUAUACUUAAACACAUUCAAUGUUUAAACUUUGGAGAAUGUUCGAAAUUGUUUUAUUUGUUUUAUGAUUUAAAUGUAAUAUUAUACAAGUAGAUACUUAAUUUUAUUACCAAAAAUUGUUUGGUACAUUAAAAAUUAUAAGUUUAUCAAAUUGAAUGCAAAUUAAUAACUUAAAAGUUUUGUUUGGAGGAAUAUUGUCUAUAGGAUAGGUGUAUAGAAUUUAUCAUAAAAUCAUUUUUCUGGAAUGAUUGAAAUACAUUUAACUUAUUUCACUUAUGUGCAAUAUAACACAUUAUGAUCAAGUUAACCAAUAUUAUAAACAUAAAUGUGAAAAAUUAAUUUUAAUUUAUCCUUUCACAGUCCAAUGAUUAUUUAAAAAUAACAAAUUAAUGGUUAACAUUUGUAAUAGUUUACAAUAAAAAUACAAAAACACCAACUUCCUAAAAACAUUAUAAGAUGAUAGCCACAGUAAUUUAACUAUAGUGUUUAAAUAAAGACACAGUGAAGAGAAUUAAUAUUAACAAGUGUAAUCUUCAAGAAAAUAAAUAAAAAAAACUAUUUGUUCUGUUUAUGGUUGCCUAGUGAAUUUAAAACUUUAGUAUAGAACAGUAAUUUUGGUUGAUAAUUUAUGUAGAUCUCGGAACUGCUAUAAUACAUACAUAUUGAGUUGGAUUCUAUACAUUUUACAAAAAUGGAUUAGCUAUAAAUCAUGGAUUUUAUAGUGCCUUGAAUGAUGAGUCUUUAUAUUCGUAAUUGGUUGUAUUAUAUUAUAAGGACUCUCAUAUAGGAAGUACUGCACAGGUACUGAAACUUCAUAAGUUCGUUUUGACAAAUGGUCUUCGACCAUAGAUAAUACAUAUUAAUUGAAUUAGGUAGGUAUAUUUUACAAAUAUAUAUUCAGUAUGCCCAGCAAAUUUGAUCAGUUUUCGUGGUUCAAUAAAUUUUAAAUACAACCCAAAUAUUGCUUUUUCUGACUAGAGUUGUUUCAUGCAACAUAUAGUUUUCACUUCGUCGUUUUGUUUUGCUUUCGAUUUUUGUCGGUCGUCGUUUUUUACAGACUCCUCCAAAAUAUCUUGAAUCUCCUGGAACGUUUUACCGGUUGUCUCAACUGCGUAACGAUAUGCGAAAUACGCGCAGAUAAAGUUAACAACCGUAAAACCCCAAAACAUUGUGUAAUACCCAUAAGUCCUGGAGAUGACCAAGAAUAUCUUGUUGGACACGAAUGAAGCCAAUGCCAUCGUAAUGGAAGCAAUUGCUGAACAAUGCGAACGAACGUUCACUGGAAACAUUUCUCCCAGAAACACAACCGGUAUGAAUCCGACGCCGAUAGCCAACGCUAUGGCGAAUGAAAAGUGACACAAGUACGGUAACCACGUGAACGAAGUGAGGCCCGCGUGGUCUUUCAGGAAAUAGUAGACUCCGAAGGUGAACGUUAUCAGUCCAGAGGACACCUCUGAAAAUAUCAACAGCGGCUUUCUGCCCACCUUGUCCACCAGGGCCAGCCCAAUGAAGUUGACUACGACUAACAUGGUGGCAAAAAUCAUGAUGUAUUCAAAUUUGCCAAUAAUUGGAGCCGGUUCGGGAAGAAACAACGGUGAAUAGGCCAGUAGACAGCUGAUUCCGCCCGCCCGCUGUGCUAUGCACGCCGUUACCACGACCAUGAGCGCUUUGAAAUUUUUUCGGUUGGUGAAGAGCUCGUAGAAUGUCGCUUGGUUUUCCAUUUCUUUCUGGACGUUGACAUCCAUUUGGUGUAGUUCGGAGGUGAUCUCUGAGUCGCACCUGUACCACUGCAGGCACUUUGCCGCUUUCGCCUCACGGCCCUUUUUCAACAGGUAAUACGGCGAUUCAGGCAUCCAGAGAAACAUGAGGAAGAACAGCACUGGCAUGACAGCUGACACCUUGUUCAACGUCCUGUACGUCAGAAAUGGUCCGACUAUCACUUCGAACAGGAAACCGCUGCUGAGCUGUAUGGUAAACACGCUGCCCAGCGCUCCGCGAAUUUUGACGCCCGCAAUUUCGCCCAGGAACACCGGCACCACCGUAUACGACAUGCCCUUGCCAAUACCCGCCAUUAAUCUGGCCCCGUAUAGAGCCCAAAUGGACGGUACGUACAGUGUCAACAACCAAGAAACGAUGAACAGAGGCCCGAGGACGACGAUGCUCAGUUUUCUACCCAGUGUGUCCAUCAUGUAUCCCGCGAACACUGGACUGAUAAAGUUUCCCAAGUCCAUCAAGCACACUAUCCACGACAACUCGUCAUAGGUCACUUCUACAUCGGUCUGGUGCUUUGCGAAUUUUUCGCCUACCGAGCUGGGCCAUCCUAACCACAUGCCACUGAUGAAUAUGGACAUGGAGGCUGUAACG